GUGUUGCUCCACCUAGUUUAAGUUCAUCUUGGCCCUGAAAGUCGUGGUUACACGAGAGGCUUUGGCUGCUUUCUGGAACGUCGUUCUGAUCCCUUUAAAGGUGGGAUCAUGACGGAGGAUGCGGGGGAAGAAGGCGGGAGCCGAGGGCUGGAGAGUCUCCGUUGACAUAGUAACUCUUAAGCUCCGUCUCUCUUGCUCUCCGCUCUCAGGCUCCGCUGCCACCCGCCACCCCGCCUGCUCUCCCUUGGCCCGGGAGUCCCAGCCGCUCCCUUGUGGGAUCCCUUCGGCUUGACCCGCCCCGGACAAGGUCCCCUUUGCGACCCUCUAGAUGACGACUUCUCCCCCAGCCAGCGGCGGAGCCACUCGCGGAGGUCAGCGCGCCGGGCGUCCGCGCUCCUAGCCUCACCCUCGCCCCGUGGGCACCUAUCUGCCCUGGCCAGUUCGGUGGGUGACGCAGACCCCUCCGCACCGGGUCCCAGUUAGAACUGCUGAGGCGUCUCUCCCAGAAGCUGGACCCCGGCCCGUCCCGCGUUCCCGCCAUGAACCAGAGCCCGGCGUUCGGGCCCCGGAGGGGCGGCUCUCCCCGGGUCGCGGCCGGGGCCGGCGCGCGGCGGAACGAGAGCCAGGAUUACCUGCUCAUGGACUCGGAGUUGGGAGACGACGGCUACCCGCAGCCCCCGCUGCUUCCCUACGGUUACUACCCCAGCUUCCGAGGCAGUGACAAUAGACUGGCGCACCGGCGGCAGACAGUUCUCCGUGAGAAAGGGAGAAGGCUAGCUAACCGAGGCCCAGCAUACAUGUUUAAUGAUCACUCAACAAGCCUAUCUAUUGAGGAGGAACGCUUUUUAGAUGCAGCUGAAUAUGGCAACAUCCCAGUGGUGAGGAAGAUGUUAGAAGAAUGCCUCUCACUCAAUGUUAACUGUGUGGAUUACAUGGGCCAGAACGCCCUGCAGCUGGCUGUGGCCAACGAGCAUCUGGAAAUUACAGAGCUUCUCCUUAAGAAAGAAAACCUCUCUCGGGUUGGGGAUGCUUUGCUUUUAGCUAUUAGUAAAGGUUAUGUGCGGAUUGUGGAAGCCAUUCUCAGUCAUCCAGCUUUUGCUGAAGGCAAGCGAUUAGCAACCAGCCCCAGUCAGUCUGAACUCCAGCAAGAUGAUUUUUAUGCCUAUGAUGAAGAUGGAACGCGGUUCUCCCAUGAUGUGACUCCAAUCAUCCUGGCUGCCCACUGCCAGGAGUUUGAAAUUGUGCACACCCUCUUGCGGAAGGGUGCUCGGAUUGAACGGCCUCAUGACUAUUUCUGCAAGUGCAGCGAAUGCAACCAGAAACAGAAGCAUGACUCCUUCAGCCACUCCAGAUCUAGAAUUAAUGCCUACAAAGGCCUGGCAAGCCCAGCUUACCUGUCAUUGUCUAGUGAAGAUCCAGUCAUGACAGCUUUGGAGCUUAGCAAUGAGCUGGCAGUGCUGGCCAACAUUGAGAAAGAGUUCAAGAAUGACUACAAAAAACUAUCAAUGCAGUGCAAAGAUUUUGUGGUUGGACUCCUUGAUCUGUGCAGAAAUACCGAAGAAGUAGAGGCCAUUCUGAAUGGGGAUGUUGAAGUACACCACAGCGGAGAUCACGGUCGUCCCAAUCUCAGCCGUUUAAAACUUGCCAUUAAAUAUGAAGUGAAAAAAUUUGUAGCUCACCCCAACUGUCAACAGCAGCUUCUCUCCAUAUGGUAUGAGAACCUUUCCGGUUUGCGGCAGCAGACCAUGGCAGUCAAGUUCCUUGUGGUCCUCGCCGUUGCCAUCGGACUGCCCUUCCUGGCUCUCAUUUACUGGUUUGCUCCAUGCAGCAAGAUGGGGAAGAUAAUGCGUGGACCAUUCAUGAAGUUUGUAGCACACGCCGCCUCCUUCACCAUUUUUCUGGGACUGCUAGUCAUGAAUGCAGCUGACAGAUUUGAAGGCACCAAACUCCUUCCUAAUGAAACCAGCACAGAUAAUGCAAAACAGCUGUUCAGGAUGAAAACAUCCUGCUUCUCUUGGAUGGAGAUGCUCAUUAUAUCCUGGGUAAUAGGCAUGAUAUGGGCAGAAUGUAAAGAAAUUUGGACUCAAGGCCCCAAGGAGUACUUGUUUGAGUUGUGGAAUAUGCUUGAUUUUGGAAUGUUGGCAAUCUUUGCAGCAUCAUUCAUUGCAAGAUUCAUGGCAUUUUGGCAUGCUUCCAAAGCCCAGAGCAUCAUUGAUGCAAAUGAUACUUUGAAGGAUUUGACAAAAGUCACAUUGGGAGACAAUGUGAAAUACUACAACUUGGCCAGGAUAAAGUGGGACCCCUCUGAUCCUCAAAUUAUAUCUGAAGGUCUUUAUGCAAUUGCUGUAGUUUUAAGUUUCUCCAGAAUAGCCUACAUUUUACCAGCAAAUGAAAGCUUUGGACCUCUGCAGAUAUCUCUUGGAAGAACAGUAAAAGACAUCUUCAAGUUCAUGGUCAUAUUCAUCAUGGUAUUUGUGGCCUUUAUGAUUGGAAUGUUCAAUCUCUACUCCUACUAUAUUGGUGCAAAACAAAAUGAAGCCUUCACAACAGUGGAGGAGAGUUUUAAGACACUAUUUUGGGCUAUAUUCGGACUUUCUGAAGUGAAAUCAGUGGUCAUCAACUAUAAUCACAAAUUCAUUGAAAACAUCGGUUAUGUUCUUUACGGAGUCUACAAUGUUACGAUGGUCAUUGUUUUGCUAAACAUGUUAAUUGCAAUGAUCAACAGUUCGUUCCAGGAAAUAGAGGAUGACGCUGAUGUGGAAUGGAAAUUUGCAAGGGCCAAACUUUGGUUCUCCUACUUUGAGGAAGGAAGAACUCUUCCUGUUCCCUUCAACCUGGUGCCAAGUCCAAAGUCCCUGUUUUAUCUCUUACUGAGGCUUAAAAAAUGGAUUUCCGAGUUGUUCCAGGGCCAUAAAAAGGGUUUCCAGGAGGAUGCAGAAAUGAACAAGAGAAAUGAAGAAAAGAAAUUUGGAAUUUUGGGAAGUCAUGAAGACCUUUCAAAACUAUCACUUGACAAAAAACAGUUUGGGCACAGUAAACAAUCAAGUAUAAGGAGCUCGGAAGAUUUCCAUUUAAAUAAUUUCAAUAAUCCUCCAAGACAAUAUCAGAAAAUAAUGAAGAGGCUCAUUAAAAGAUAUGUAUUACAAGCCCAGAUAGAUAAGGAGAGUGACGAAGUGAAUGAAGGGGAACUGAAGGAAAUUAAACAAGACAUCUCAAGUCUCCGCUAUGAACUCCUUGAAGAAAAAUCUCAGAAUUCAGAGGACCUGGCAGAACUUAUUAGAAAACUUGGGGAGAAAUUAUCAAUGAGGCCAAAUCAAGAGGAAAGCAAUAGAUAAUGCAAAGACUUUCUUAAAAAUUCAUAUUUAUUUGUCCACUUGAAGCCAUAUUAUUUUCUGAUUUAUUUUUUUAAGUGCCAGUGUAACCACCUUUUAAACAAGAGAAAGUUCAAAGAUAACUUGGGUCAUCCUAUCCUUUGGGACUACUAUUUAAUAUUUUUGGUGAUUAAAUUUCAUCAUUCAGGCUAAAGAUUGCAGUUUAUGAUGAAAAGUAUGCACAGUUGUUUGGUGCUUGUUUUGUAAACUGCUUUUUUGGGUAUGACUAUUGUGAUGAUGUGUCGCCAUGUAAUGUCUGCCUGGGAAUCGUUUCAGCUGGCUGGGGUAGACACACAGACAGUGGUACUUCCUGUGAUGGUGAUUUCAGGCAUUUCAGGCAUUUUCUGCUUUGUGGAUCCCUUGAUGGUGACGUCUAGACUUGAAUUCUAGAGAAAAAUAAUUUCUUGCCAUUUAGAGAACACUGUUUAAUCAUCUCCCCUAGUGAGCCCCCACAGAAUAUAAUUGAUAAUGUCUAUAUAAAAUGGGGUUAAAUCCUUCCUAAAUUUUCUGAUUCAUCUCUUUGAAAAUACUGCACUUAUCAAUGAAAAAGUGCUUCCUUUACCAAACUCUGGAAGCAUAAUUCAAGAGUGUGUGUGUGUGUGUGUGUGUGUGUGUGUGUGUGCGCGCGCGCAAAUGUACAUGUGAAAUGCUUGUCCUGUUUUCUCUUGCAGCCAAUAUAGGAACUCAAAAGUGCUCUUUAUGUUGUACUUUUUAUCAUGACAAAAAUUAUUGGCCACAUAAUUGGAGAAGUAUUAAAGCCACAAACAAUUGUGGUUAUUUGGUCCAGUUAUAGCACAAUAUUGUGCCAUUUCCAAGGGACUUUACAGGUGAAUUCCCACAUUUGGCAUCAAAUGUAAAGGGAAAAAAGUGCUGAGGGAAUUUGCUAAUAUUUACGUGUUAUUCUCAGGAUGUCCUACCCUCAUCUCAGAAUAUAGAAAAUAGGAAUUUGCAUUCAUGAGCAUUUACCAAGAGGUUGCCAUUACUUAUUGAUAAUGUAAGACAAUAUCUAAAACAACUAAAAGGAAAAAAUGAAGGUUCACCAUUCAGCCACCCAAAGACUGUCAACAUUGAGAUGAUGCCAGGCAUGGAUUGGAAUUGCUGCUUUAAAAGAGAGGCUUCAAAUGCAAAUGUUUAAUUUCAUUUUGGAUAAAAUGGUCAGAGAAUCUGUUUAGCCCCAACUUCAACUGAGUUUAAAUCAGAAACACCUUUAUGUAACCAGAUAAAAAUAUAGCUGAGAUUUUAUAUUCAGUGAUUUUGUAUUUAUGGGUACUACUUAUGGAGAAGUUAUUUAGUGAUACAGAGAAGGUCUGUUUUCAAAUGUUUUGUGAUGAUAUUUGAUUCAGAAAUUGUAAAAGUCAACCUCAUACCCUAUGUACUAUUUGCAAAUUAAAAUAAUCUAAAUACA
Sus scrofa (pig) is the source of this 4776-nucleotide messenger RNA. It is a transcript of the gene TRPC6, whose product is annotated as transient receptor potential cation channel subfamily C member 6. Gene Ontology annotation, molecular function: inositol 1,4,5 trisphosphate binding; protein binding; store-operated calcium channel activity. Gene Ontology annotation, biological process: regulation of cytosolic calcium ion concentration; calcium ion transmembrane transport; single fertilization. The record is from RefSeq and is a predicted model, not a curated record. NCBI's taxonomy places the organism in Eukaryota, Metazoa, Chordata, Mammalia, Artiodactyla, Suidae. Gene Ontology annotation, cellular component: plasma membrane; cation channel complex.